Messenger RNA from Prunus avium (sweet cherry), 702 nucleotides. The record is from RefSeq and is a predicted model, not a curated record. Lineage: Eukaryota; Viridiplantae; Streptophyta; Magnoliopsida; Rosales; Rosaceae.
GCUUGGGACAAACUAAGGGUUGUUCGUGAAGGGGGUGACCAAGUUAGAACACUAAAACUUCAAAUGGUGCUUGCACAAUUUGAAGAACUUAGGAUGUCUAAAACUGAGUCUAUCUCUGAGUUCUAUGGGAGAGUUGAGAUGAUAAAAAAUGAAGCUUUGAGUCUUGGUCAACCUAUUGAUGAACUUCUUGUUGUUCAGAAGAUUCUUCGUGUUCUUCCUUCUAGGUUUAGAGCGAAGAAAACCACAAUCAUGGAAAUCCAAAAUUUAAAUGAAAUUAAGCUUGGCAAGCUUAUAGCUUUUGAGGAUGAGAUGGCUUUGUUUGUUAAAAAAUUUAGAAGAAUUCUCAAGAAUAAGGGGAAGUUUGCAAGAGAGGAUAGUUCUAGUAGUGAGAGAAAGUUUAGAUCAUCAACUGAUCGGUCUAAUGAGCGGAACAAGGAUGUCAAACCCUUCACUAAAGACUUUAGGAAAUCAGUCAAAUGCUUCACAUGUGGAGGCAUUGGGCACUAUGCUGCCGAUUGUGCAAAUAACCAGAAAAAAUACUCCAAAGGAAAGGACAAAGCCAUGAAAGUAAGUUGGAGUGAGAGUGAGAGUGACGUAUCUCAAGAGGAUUCAUCGUCCUCUGAUGAUGAUGAUCAACAAAUUGCCUUCGUUGUCUUUGUACAAUUGUUGUUUGAUGAUUCUACUUUUGAUUCAGAUGACUAG